Clupea harengus (Atlantic herring) is the source of this 2492-nucleotide messenger RNA. It is a transcript of the gene tamm41, whose product is annotated as TAM41 mitochondrial translocator assembly and maintenance homolog. NCBI's taxonomy places the organism in Eukaryota, Metazoa, Chordata, Actinopteri, Clupeiformes, Clupeidae. Gene Ontology annotation, cellular component: mitochondrion. The record is from RefSeq and is a predicted model, not a curated record. Gene Ontology annotation, molecular function: phosphatidate cytidylyltransferase activity. Gene Ontology annotation, biological process: CDP-diacylglycerol biosynthetic process; cardiolipin biosynthetic process.
CGCCUCCAAAUACAAGUUUCUUCUGCAGUGACAUAGCUUAAGAAGUCUUGCCGAAAAGAUAUGUGGCAUGCUGUUAAUUUCUCUGAAACUUACAGCAUGUUAUAAAGAACAGAUUACCUAGAUAUUUGCUUAUCGAGGACUACAGUUCCUGUAAUUUCCGUUGUCAUCGGCCUAUUAGCUAUCUUAGCGACCGUUAGCUAUAGAGAUGCACACUUUUAGCUAACUAGCUUGUCUUUCUAUACGUUAGCUAGCAUGCAAAGACCGUUGUGAUAUUGAGCACUUUUAGUUUUUCAUAACACCGGGGUUGCAAUGUAGGACACACUAACCUUUUAAGACAUCCCGUGGUACAUGUUUAUUGUAAGCGUCAAACAUGACUCUUCCAGCUUUGCAAAAUACGACAGUGUUCUUUCGAAGGAUACUCUCUCAGUUUCCUCAGGAUAUAAGUUUGGCGUUUGCAUAUGGAUCAGGUGUAUUUAAACAACAGGGAACCACUCAAGGUCAAAUGGGGAAAAACAUGCUGGACUUUGUGUUUGCUGUGGACGACCCGGUCACCUGGCACACAAUGAACUUGAUGCAGAAUCGAAGGCAUUAUUCUUUCCUGAAAUACCUCGGGCCCAAGCAGAUCAGCACCAUCCAGAAUGAGCACGGAGCUGGGGUGUAUUACAACACCUUAGUGCCCAUAGACGACAGGAUGAUAAAGUAUGGCGUCAUUAGCACCCAAACCCUGAUUGAUGAUCUGCUGCACUGGAAGACCAUGUACAUUGCUGGUAGAUUACACAAGCCAGUGCGUAUCGUGCUGCAGGGGGAGAGUGGGAAGCUGCGGGCCGCCCUGGUGGGCAACCUGAAGAGUGCCGUCACCGCUUCCUUCCUCAUGCUGCCAGAGAGCUUCUCCGAGGAGGACCUCUUCCUUCAGAUCGCUGGCCUCUCCUACUGUGGGGAUUUCAGAAUGGUGUUUGGAGAGGACAAGUCCAAAGUGCUCAAUAUCGUCAAGGACAACGGGCCGCACUUCAAAACCUUGUACAGCACCAUCUUGCAGGAGUGUCCACAGGUGGUGUACAAGCCACAACAGGGCAAACUAGAGGUGGACAAGAGUCCAGAGGGGCAGUUUUUACAGCUGAUGGCGCUGCCUCGAACCCUCCAGCAGCAGAUCACCCGGCUGGUGGACCCUCCAGGGAAGAACCGCGACGUGGAGGAGAUCCUGCUGCAGGUGGCACAGGACCCUGACUGUGGAUUAGUAGUGCAGCAAGCAAUCGCAUCAAUAGUGAAGAUUUCAAGCUUAACACAGAGUGCCAAAGGAAUAGCCACUGCGGGGACGUUGAAAGCUGCAUCCUACAGUGUCAAAAAGCUUAACAAAAUGUGGAAAGGUUGGAGAAGGAAACCAGCUUGACCUUUCGCUUCUGUCGCGUCUCCUUCCUCCGUGCUGCUCCGACAACGUGCUGAAUUUCCGUGAAACUGAGCCUGAUCUGCCUGCCCCUGCGAACACAGUACACCACACUCUUCAGGUUUUAACACACACUCCUCAUGAUUGCAAAGUGCAGAUGUGUCUUGCGCAGUGUACAAGCACUGCAAAACAUGCACUGAUUGGAAUGGAUUAAAGAAAAAACGCCACCUAUUUGCUUUCUUGAUGGCAUUGCAUACUCUUUUGUGGCCCAGUGUGCCUCAUGAGGUCAUUCUGGGUACAUGACAGUUAUUGUCAUCUUUGGAGGCAACUCCAUUUUCCUCCCUGGGCUAAGAAUGGGAUUUGUCUAACACUGGUGAUCAGAGUGUGUUCCUUUACCUGCACUGGUGGUGCUGCCAGACUGAGAGCAUGUUACAUUUGAAAACAUCACAGCUGGAGCUGAAGAGGAACAAUAUUUUGAACAAAAGCAUUAGCUAAAUAAUCCAAAAUAAGAAAAAUAAAUGAUGUUGGAAUAGUGAAAUGGAUGCAUUUAAGAUCUUUGAUUGGCCUCACAGGGUAAGAUGUAUAAUUAUAUGUAUAAGAUGUAUCUCUUAAGAUAUACAAAGUAAUAUCUUGUAUAUAUCGUAAACAUGCAUCUUAUCUUUCCAUCUGAUGCCAAGCUGUUAAAGUUGGUUUGUGUAAAACUUUGAUUUCUCAUAUGUAUGACAUGGCUAUUCCCCCCUUAAUGCACAGAUUUGCAUUAUUGCGAGUGUUGGACUUGCUACCCGUCUCCAUUACCCAACACCUCUUAGCUGUACAUUCUAACCCCCCAUGAAUAUGUCUUUAGGCACACAAGGUGUUGCUUGUUUUAUAUUCCAUGGAUAGAUAACCAGGUGUAAAAUAAACAUCAUGUUGCGGUCAAUGAGGUCAGAACACUUAACUGUUUUUCUCCCCCCGCAAAUGAAGUAAGAAAAUGUUUCAGACUGAAAAUAGAAUGUUGAAUGAACAAAACCUCAUAAAAUGACUUAGUUAAGGUUUCGAAAAAGUGUUGGUUAUUAUUUGUAUUGUCCAUGAUUUUAAUUCAAAUAAAUAUAAAUUAUUUAUACAUACUGAA